Messenger RNA from Chrysemys picta bellii (western painted turtle), 2599 nucleotides. RefSeq names its product calcium binding protein 7 (gene CABP7). Gene Ontology annotation, molecular function: calcium ion binding. The record is from RefSeq and is a predicted model, not a curated record. Gene Ontology annotation, cellular component: trans-Golgi network membrane. NCBI's taxonomy places the organism in Eukaryota, Metazoa, Chordata, Testudines, Emydidae.
GAGGCAGGCACCGCACAGACUGGAGAGAGAGGUUGCCAGAGCAAGUCUAGGGCUGAACUCCUGCUGGGGAAACUUAGCGCACGGAGGGGUGGGGGCAGCCCAUGCUGCCCCCCCUGCGGCACCUGGCCCGAAGCUAUGCCAGCCCCCCAGAGGCCUCUGGGCAGGGGCUAGAUGGGAUCCUUGCUUCUGAGACUCCCAGGGUGAAACACUAGGGAGGAUGCCCAGCUGUGUCCUGCUGCCUGCCUGAGAGCCGCGGGGAGCAGCCGAGGCCGGGGCUGCCGGGAUGGGGAGCUGGGUUUGACGGGAACGAGCCGCCUGCGGGACCAUUUUGCCCCGUGGUUUGGCGGGGGGACCCGAGCCGUGUGUGUGGAGGGGCGCAGGGCGGUCAGCGAGGCUGUCAUCUCCCCCGCCGCCAGCCCGGAGCCGCUCGCCAGCCACAGCCUUUGCCGGAGAGGGGCAGGAGGACUCGCGGGCCGGCGGGUGCGGGGGGAGCCCUCUCUCCGGUCCCACGCUCCGGCCCCGCCAGGGCGCCUCGGAUGAGAGCGGGGGGUCCAGCGGGGGAUCCGGGCCGCUCCCACCAUGCCGUUCCACCCAGUGACCGCGGCGCUCAUGUACCGGGGCAUCUACACCGUCCCCAACAUCCUCGCGGAGCAGCACCCCGUCGAGAUCCCCGAGGACGAGCUGGAGGAGAUCCGGGAAGCCUUCAAAGUGUUCGACCGGGAUGGGAAUGGCUUCAUCUCUAAGCAGGAGCUGGGCACGGCCAUGCGCUCCCUGGGCUACAUGCCCAAUGAGGUGGAGCUGGAGGUCAUCAUCCAGCGGCUGGACAUGGAUGGGGAUGGGCAGGUGGAUUUUGAGGAGUUUGUGACGUUGCUGGGGCCCAAGCUCUCCACCUCAGGGAUCCCCAAGAAGUUCCAUGGCACAGACUUCGACACCGUCUUCUGGAAGUGCGACAUGCAGAAGCUGACGGUGGAUGAGCUGAAGCGGUUGCUCUACGACACCUUCUGCGAACACCUGUCCAUGAAGGACAUUGAGAACAUCAUCAUGACGGAGGAGGAAAGCCACAUGGGCAAUGCCGAGGAGUGCCCCGUCGAUGUGGAGCCCUGCUCGAACCAGCAAAUCCGACAGACGUGCGUCCGGAAGAGCCUCAUCUGCGCCUUCGCCAUCGCUUUCAUCAUCAGCGUCAUGCUGAUUGCUGCCAAUCAGGUGCUGAGGAGCGGGAUGAAGUAGCCCAGACAGACAGACUGCUUACCAGAAGAACAAAGACAGACAUAUAUAAAUAUAUAUAUAUAUAUAUAUAUAUAUAUUAUAGAAUAUAUACACAAAGAGGGGAGGAAAAAAGCAAAUUAUUCCUCCAUGGAACGUGUCCUGUGCACACCCACCAACUCCUCACCCACAUCCGCCCUUCCCCUCCUCCGCUGGGAGCGCCCUUCCAGGAGAUGGGGCCAUCGUGUCUGCUGAGCGCAUGGGUUCCCCUGGGGCGGCUCCCACUCGCCUCGGGGCAAGAGAGGUCACCUGGACUCGCAUGGCUGUUUGCGGAACAUUUAGAUUAAAACAAAAGUGCAUGUACCGUGCAUGGAGUCCCCCCCUCAGUCUGAGUGAUGCAAUAGCGUGUGCUUUUAUAACCGGAGAUUAGAGGCCUAUCAGAUAUAUAAUAUAUUCUAUAUCUCUAUAUUUAUGAUAAACCAAAUCAUCCCGUAAGCAAUACACACUCAUCGAGAUUUUCUAUUUGAGAUUUGGGCAUUGCAUGGACCUCAAUAACAAGGGCUGGAUUCCACCACUAGCUGUAGCACCAUCUCCCCAUAACCAUCUCCACAUGUCCCAGAAACCACACACUUUUCACCCCAGCUGUGUGCUGUUGUCAUCAGGAAGCCUGUUGUAUAUGGCCCUGGGUGUGGGGGCAUUGGCAAAGACAGGCUGCAGGAAUCGUCAGGUUUUACACUCAGUCUGUACUGCAACUCAGGCCCCAUUGCCACCAGAAAAUCCACAUGUGAGACAUUCCCUAGCUGCUCGUGCCAGGGUGUGAAUAAAGCUCCCUAUCAGAAAGGGGCAUCCAGGCUCGCUGAGGGAGUUCACACUAUGCGUGACUCAUCUGCUUUUGGCCUGUUCAGCCCCCUCUGGGACUGUCCUAUAGACUAUGCCCAAUUGCCCCCAUCUUCCAGUGUGGCCUAGUGGACAGACCAGUGGACUGGGACUUGGGUUCUAUUCCCAGCUAUGUCACUGGCCUACUGGGUGAACUUAAGUAAGUCUCUGUGCCUCAGUUUCCCCAGCUGUAAAAUGGAGAUAAUGAUGCUUCCCCUGAUUAAAAGUGCUGUAUAACAGCUGGGUUAUUAGCCCAGUAACCCUCUGGGCCCCAAAGAUAGUCAUCCAUUGCGGAAUGUAGCUGGCCAUAGUCUGUCCUUGAUCACAUUACCACCCCUCUUUAAGAGGGGGGCUGCCUCAGCUCUCAGCCCCUCUGUGUCCUGUCUGGAGAGCCACUUCUGAACUGCCUUCCUGACACAGCCCUCUCGUCCCAUGUCACCUCUGUGUGCUCCCUCCCCGUGUCCGUCCCUGACCACCACAUGCACUCACACCUCUACAGCCUGGAUGUAGCAUCAGACCA